Cannabis sativa is the source of this 2381-nucleotide messenger RNA. Its product is annotated as UDP-sugar pyrophosphorylase-like. The record is from RefSeq and is a predicted model, not a curated record. The transcript is spliced from 4 exons. Gene Ontology annotation, molecular function: UDP-N-acetylglucosamine diphosphorylase activity. Lineage: Eukaryota; Viridiplantae; Streptophyta; Magnoliopsida; Rosales; Cannabaceae. Bases 307 to 2160 code for a protein of 617 amino acids. Gene Ontology annotation, biological process: UDP-N-acetylglucosamine biosynthetic process.
CUAUAUAUAUUCGAAAGGAUUUGAUACGAUGCGACAUCUUUUUUCCAGUUCUUCAUCUUCAUCUUCGAAUAAUGUUUUUUUUCUUUUGGAAGAAAUCUUCGAAUAAUGUUGGUUGAGCAAAAAUAGGGAAAUUUAAUCAAAGACUCAACAUUUGUGAACCAAUUUACGUUUCUAAAACAGAAUCAAAUCUCUUCUCUUUCAUUCCUUCCUUCUGCUCCUUUCUCCAGAACCCAUCCACUGGCUGGUCUACUACAAUUUCAGAUCUAGCUCUCCUCUGCCACCUACCAAAUCAGAUCUUCAUCAUCAAUGGCUUCCAACCUAUAUACCAAUGGAGAUUUGGCAUCUGUGCCUAAUCUUGAGAAAAAUCUCCACCUGCUUUCUCCUCACCAAGUUGAGAUUGCCAAGACAUUGUUGGAGUUGGGACAGAGUCAUUUGUUCGAGCAUUGGGCUGAACCAGGAGUCGAUGACGAUGAAAAGAGAGCUUUAUUUGAUCAGGUUACUCUGCUCAAUGCAAAUUACCCAGGUGGUUUGGAAUCAUACAUUGAGACUGCUAGAGAACUUUUAGCAGAUUCAAAAGCUGGGAAAAACCCAUUUGAUGGAUUCACACCUUCAGUUCCAGAAGGUGAUAUCUUGACUUUUGGUGAUGAUAACUUCAUCAAAUUUGAGGAAAUGGGUAUUAGAGAAGUUGGGAGAGCUGCAUUUGUCCUUGUAGCCGGUGGACUUGGUGAACGUUUAGGCUAUAAUGGAAUUAAGGUGGCUCUUCCUAGAGAGACUACUACAGGAGUUUGCUUUCUACAACAUUAUAUUGAAUCUGUUCUUGCAUUACAAGAAGCUAGCUAUGCCUAUAAUCUCUCACAAGGAGAUCAAGGUGAAAAAAAGAUUAUUCCAUUUGUAAUAAUGACCUCUGAUGACACUCAUGCUCGUACGCUGCAACUUUUGGAGUCGAAUUCUUAUUUUGGGAUGGAGCCUAAGCAAGUAAAGCUUUUGAAGCAGGAAAAAGUUGCUUGUUUAAACGAUAAUGAAGCAAGGCUUGCAUUGGAUCCCCAAAACAAGUAUAGAAUUCAGACUAAACCUCAUGGCCAUGGUGAUGUGCAUUCCCUUCUGUUCUCUAGUGGCUUACUCAAUGUUUGGCAUGAUGCUGGUUUGAGAUGGGUACUAUUUUUCCAAGACACAAAUGGGCUUCUUUUCAAUGCAAUUCCAGCAGCAAUAGGUGUAAGUGCCACUAGACAAUACCAUGUCAACUCUUUAGCUGUUCCUAGAAAAGCAAAAGAAGCAAUUGGUGGGAUUACUAAACUUACUCACAUUAAUGAUGGGAGAACAAUGGUGAUAAAUGUGGAGUAUAACCAGCUUGAUCCUCUGCUUAGAGCUUCUUCUGAAUAUCCUGAUGGAGAUGUGAACUCAUCUGAAACCGGCUAUUCUCCUUUCCCGGGAAAUAUUAAUCAACUUAUAUUAGAACUCGGCCCUUAUAUUGAGGAGCUCACAAAAACCAAAGGUGGGAUAAAGGAGUUUGUUAAUCCAAAGUAUAAAGAUGCAAGCAAAACUUCCUUUAAAUCUUCAACAAGGCUGGAAUGUAUGAUGCAGGAUUACCCAAAAACACUGCCUCCAACAGCUAGAGUGGGAUUUACCGUAAUGGAUGCAUGGUUUGCAUAUGCACCGGUGAAAAAUAACCCUGAGGAUGCUGCUAAGGUACCAAAGGGUAAUCCGUAUCAUAGUGCCACUUCGGGAGAAAUGGCCAUCUACCGUGCUAAUAGUCACAUUCUUAGAAAGGCUGGUGUUUAUGUAGCUGAUCCUGUACUAGAGGUCUUCAAUGGACAGGAGGUUGAAGUGUGGCCUCGUAUCACAUGGAAGCCUAAAUGGGGUCUCACCUUUAAUGAUAUCAAAAAGAAAGUUAGUGGUAGUUGCUCAAUAUCUCAAAGGUCCACUAUGAUUGUUAAGGGUCGCAAUGUUUUUCUGGAAAAUCUAUCCUUGGAUGGGGCUCUUGUCAUUGAUGAUGAUGGAGUUGAAGAAGAUGCAAAAGUAAGAGUUGGUGGUUCGGUACAUAAUAAGGGUUGGAACAUCGAAAAGGUUGAUUAUAAAGAUACUUCAGUAGCUGAGGAGUUAAGAAUUAGAGGUUUUAGAAUCAUCAAAAUUGAGCUGCUGGAAAAGAAUGGAAAAGAAUGAUAGUGACCCUGAAUUGCCAUCCUAAAAUCUCUUCUUUUUUAUUUUUGAACAAAUCAUUCUCUUCUUUUUCAUUUUGGCUUAAUUAAUCUUUUUCUAUUAUAUAAUUUUUGUUAAUAAUAAGUAGAGAGAAUGAUUUUUGUAAUAAUACGCAGUGUGCUUCAUGCGUGAAUUUUGUCUCUGAAAAUUACAAAUAAUUUCAAACUCGAAAUUUUGUCUCAAAA